AUGCCGUGGCUUCUCAGCAAGAAGCGACGGCAGUCGCCCUCCAGCAGCCCCAGUGGGCAGCCCUGGGCUGCCACCAGCUCCAGCAGCGCCUCCCAGCUCCGGGAGCAGGGGCUGGGCAGGCUGCACCGCGCGGCCGCCCGCGGUGACCUGGGCUGGCUGAGGCGCUGGCGCUGGUACGUGAAGGUAGUCGGCAUCGACAGGCCAGACCAGGAGAUGCGGACACCUCUGCAUCUGGCUUCAGCCAAUGGCCAUGCAGAUGUCGUCAGAUAUCUGCUAAGAAAGGACAGCCAGCCCAACCUCGCUGACAGCUUCAAGAGAACGGCCCUGAUGAAGAUGUGUGGAAUGCCUUCUGAGCUUGGAG
Molecule: messenger RNA, 361 nt
Organism: Pipra filicauda (Wire-tailed manakin)
Lineage: Eukaryota; Metazoa; Chordata; Aves; Passeriformes; Pipridae
Product: ankyrin repeat domain-containing protein 7-like
Exons: 2
Molecular function (GO): protein binding
Source: RefSeq, a predicted model, not a curated record